CUGGCGUUUUUUAGGUUGACUACUUUCAAGGUCAACCGCUGCGUUUAACGCCGUUUGAAGUUUUAUGUGAACCGUCAAUUUAUUCGCAUUACCUGCAGCUUUGUUAACAAUCAUUGAAAACUAUAUAUAUGACCAAUAGUAUGGACUGUAAGCAAAUGGCGGAGGUUUUGGAAGUUAAUGGAGAUGACAUAGUCACUCCAUGGGAAGUUUCGACAAGUUCAAGCGGCGGUGUAGAUUACGACAAACUAAUCAUUCGUUUUGGAUGUUCAAAAAUCGACAGUGAUUUACUUCAAAGGCUUUCAAACCUUUCUUCUAAGCCUCUACAUCACUUAUUAAAACGUCAGAUAUUUUUUUCCCACAGGGAUUUGGAGCAAAUUAUCUUACGAAUCGAACAAAAAAAGCCAUUCUUUUUAUAUACUGGAAGAGGCCCAUCAUCAGAAGCCCUACAUCUUGGACAUGUCAUUCCAUUCAUAAUAAAUAAAUGGUUUCAGGAUGCAUUUGAUGUUCCUCUUGUAAUCCAGUUAACUGAUGAUGAGAAAUUUCUGUGGAAGAACUUAUCCAUUGCAGAAGUUAGACAUUUAACUCGUGAAAACGCAAAGGAUAUUAUUGCGAUGGGUUUUGAUCCCAAAAAAACAUUUAUUUUCAGCAAUUUUGAAUACAUGGGAACAUGCCCAGAUUUUUAUCGUACCAUCUGUCAAAUACAACGCUUGGUUACUUACAAUCAGGCUCGUGCGAUUUUUGGUUUCAAUGACAGUGACUGUAUUGGAAAAAUAUCUUUUCCAGCUAUCCAAGCAGCUCCUUCGUUUGCUCAAUCGUUUCCAACUGUCUUUGCAAAUCUUAAAAAACCAGAGGAUGUCGGUUGUUUAAUUCCGUGUGCUAUUGAUCAAGAUCCAUAUUUCAGAAUGACUCGAGACGUUGCCCCACGCCUUGGACUACCUAAACCAUCUCUCUUAUAUUCAGUUUUCUUUCCUGCCUUACAAGGAAACCAAACGAAAAUGAGUGCAAGCAGUCCAAACACAUCGGUAUUUCUAACAGAUACACCAAAGCAAAUUAAAAAUAAAAUCAAUAAGUAUGCUUACUCUGGUGGCGGUGACACAAUCGCUGAACAUAGAGAAUAUGGUGGAAAUUGUGAUAUUGAUAUAUCAUAUCAGUAUUUGAGGUUCUUUUUGGAAGACGAUCAAAAACUAGAACAAAUACGUCAGGAUUAUUCUAGUGGUAAAUUAUUGACAGGUGAAAUCAAAAAGGAGCUUAUCACAUUAUUAAUUGAGUUUGUUACAGAACACCAAAGAAGGCGAGCUGCGAUUACAGAUGAAGUUCUCGAGGAAUUUAUGACUCCUCAUCCACUGCAUCUUCCAUUUACUUAAAUCCUGAACUAAUUUGAAUUGUACACACUAACCUAGGCAAUUUUUGUACAUAAAUUUAUGGGAAGU
Schistosoma turkestanicum is the source of this 1430-nucleotide messenger RNA. The record is from the annotation of a GenBank genome assembly. NCBI's taxonomy places the organism in Eukaryota, Metazoa, Platyhelminthes, Trematoda, Strigeidida, Schistosomatidae.